Messenger RNA from Phlebotomus argentipes, 4643 nucleotides. RefSeq lists its product as uncharacterized. Gene Ontology annotation, cellular component: membrane. The coding region runs from base 564 to 2573 and encodes 669 amino acids. Gene Ontology annotation, molecular function: G protein-coupled receptor activity. The record is from RefSeq and is a predicted model, not a curated record. The transcript has 6 exons. NCBI's taxonomy places the organism in Eukaryota, Metazoa, Arthropoda, Insecta, Diptera, Psychodidae. Gene Ontology annotation, biological process: G protein-coupled receptor signaling pathway.
UGGCUUCGCCUCUUGGAGUUCACGCUAAUGCCAGUGUGUGCAUCUCGCGACUCCUUAUCACCCUUUCUCUCAAGUGACAGGCUUCUGGUUAUGAUGAAAUUCAACUCUGGACCAAAUUGCCGUGUUGCUUCCCAGUGACUCUGGUGCUCCCUAAAUUCCGUUGGGGUUUCACGUGCCGAGGAAUUGCGAUAGAGUGUUGGCAGUUAAAGACGAACCCGCGCGUCCGUGAGGAUUACGUGAGUGUGGGAGACUUUAAAAAUAAGACACGUCCUGUGUGGCAUUGGCAUUCCCCGCCUAAAUUAUUAACCAAUAUUCGAGACACACGAGCCAGGAAUAAUCUGACUGGUGAGGCGUUUUGGUGGCGUUUCUUGUGUGUACUGAUGGAAAUGGAAAUGGACUAGCCUAGAGCCGUGAAAAUGGACGCAUUUGGCUGUCGCUUUGGAUGAAUAGACACAAUCCAUUCGUCUAUUUACAGAUUGCUGGGGAUGGAAGAACAGCUGUUUGACAUCACUUGAGGGGGCUGCUGGACGCCGUCUGAAGCUUCUGGGGAACAGCAGAUCGACAUGCUCCCCCUGAGCCUAGGCGUUCCCCUUGCUAUUGUCUCAGUAAUUGGUCUCCUCAUGAAUGGAUACAUUCUGCUCGUUGUCAUUCUCACGAAACAGAUCUCGGCCAACAAUCUGCUUCUGCUGCAUCUGGGCCUCGUGGAUUCGCUGCUGUGCUUCCUGUUCCUGCUCUUCUCGCUCCCCAGCAUCGCUCGUCCUGGCUCCUGGCUCAUCACGGCCGAGACGCCGUGCACGCUGCACGGCCUGCUGCUGAUUCUGCUCCAUCCCGUGGCCCUGUGGACAGUGUGCGGCCUCAACUGCGACCGCUUCUACGCCAUCGCGGCACCCCUGCACUACGGCACGCUCGUCAACACGCGAAAGGUGGUCCUGGGACUGGGCUGCGGCUGGCUCGCGGCCAUUCUCCUGUGCAUUCCACCCUUCGUCAGCGUCGCUCCCUUCCGCUACAGUCCCGACCUGGGCGCCUGCACGCCCGACUUCGAGCUGAGCGGAUCCUUGUGGUAUGCAGUGGCCUACACUCUGGUCACUUUCGUCCUGCCCGGCGUCCUCAUCGUGGGCUGCAACAUAAAGGUGCUCAUGAUCGCCCGCUAUCAUCGCCACAGAAUCGCCUCGGCGAUUUACGAGGUGACGCUCUCAGCUCAAGUUACGAUCACCCACCAGAGAAACCCCUUCUUCGUGCCCACGGUCACAGCGCCCAGCGCCGGAGGCCCCAAGUUCCGCUCGCGCAGUCCUGUCUCCAGCGUCCUGCAGCUCGUGGGCUCCUUCUUCAUCCUCUACGUGCCGUACUACGUAGUGAUCAUGUGGCAAGGUGUCAGCAGCUUCAUCUACGGCAAUCACGUGGGAGGCGAUGUGCGCGUGAAUCGCCAUCUGGCCGUCACGGCGGCCGUUCUGCUCACGUGUUCAUCGCCAGUGAAUGGUUUGCUGUACGGGCUGAAGAGCAAAGUGAUGCGAAAGACAUUCCAGAACUAUUGGCGGAAGCAAAUGUCCAAGAACCAAAUGAACCAUGAGAUCCAGGCACGCACGCCGUCCACGUGUGGAUCGCGCAGACCAUCGCUCACGCCGCUGGGCUUCCUGGCGAGGCCGGCCUUGCAGAGGCGUCUGUCUGAGACGCUGAUCAAUCUCAACAGGAGCGGUGAUGACGCGAACAAGCCCCAGAUGAAGAGGAUAGCUUCGGAGCUGGCAUGGAGACCGAUCAGUUACAACGGCGGUUUGGACAGUCCGACAGUUCCCCACAGAGACUCCAUCCCACACACAUCCAGUUGCAACACCCUCCAAGUGCCGAAAGUGGACAAUGAGGUGGCCACUGUAGCGGACCAAGAACUCUACUUGAGCCUCAAGAACUCCUUCCGAGGCGCCGUGAAGACGAGUCCCAAUCCUCGAGCUCACAAUUCCUUCGUGUCUUCAGCGAAGCCAGUAUUGAGCACUGCGAAUCUCCUGCUCCACAAGGUGCUACGCAUCGAGCAUAGCCAAUCCAACGGGGAGACCUACCACAACAUGAAGAAACUACCAACGCAGAUGUCUCCACAUCGACGCUCCCCCAGAAUCCUCAUCACGCGGGCGUUCUCUGAGGAGAGUGACAAGACUCCGUCGGGCCCGGGCUCCCCAGCCAAAGAGAAGCUUCACCGCCAGUACUCGAGCUCCUGCACACUCCUGGAGCGCAAGUGGAAAAUGGUGAAGUACCAGGACGAGGAGGCACGCGAGAGUGAUAGUGAAUCGGACUCGAAGAAGCCAGAUUCCAGCACGGCCAGCAAUUCCACCACAGUCUCAGAGGCUUCCUGCAGACGCUACUCUUCCCUGGAGGAGCAUACAUCCCUGGGCAGGGACGCCUUUGGGGAUGUGGAGCCCGCCGAGGAACAGCUGUUGCUCUCAUGGCCUACGACAAGGAAGAAAUUCGGCGCCAUCAGUAGACAACGAAAAUUCAACGGCAACAGCACGAUUCUUGGCCACCAUCGCGGAUUGAGACCGAAUCCCCUGUACUCCGACCGAUCUGAGGAGCCUGAGGUGGUCCUCUAACGAGGACAGCGGCAGCUAAAAGAGAAGGUUUCCACGUAGGUAUUUGGGUAUAGCUUUUGAGUUUCUUAUCCAAUCCAUCCGGUUCAGCUGGAACAUGCCCAGAAUUUGUUUUCUGGGUAUUUUUCACAGCUUAUCAAAUGAAUUUUCACACCCUUCGUCCUCAAUCAACAAUGAAACUCACCGAAUUUAGUGGAACAGAAUCUACAAGAACAAGAAACAUAUACAAAACAAAGAACAGACAACCAAAGUGAAUUUGAAGAAAUUAUUGCAUACCAAAGAGAGAUAUUUUGAAAUAGAUAAGAGGAAGUGUACUAGAAUUGAAGAAUAACCAAUAAAUAUAAACUGUAGCGAGUAUAAGAGAUAGUUAGUGGAUAAAAUGUGUUCAAUGUACAAAAAUGUGUGGCUAAUUUGAAGAUUUUCCGUAAUGGUCUCAAUAUUUCGUUUAGUUUACUCUAUUUCGAGAAAUCACACUGUUGCAGAGCGCAAUCAUUGAUAUUAGAGAUGUAAAAGCAGGGCAGAUAAGACAUUUGUGAGCAAGAGUUACUGUCUCUCUAGAUUAACCGAAAGUGAUGACUAGGUCAAGAGAUAAAUGGAAUUGUAAUUGUUAAUCAAUAUUGUACAUAAGAGAGCUAUUUUUUAAUGUGUUUGUGCAAAUUCUACUCCUCUCAUAGUAAAAUAUGAUGAAACAAAAGCCCGGAGAAUUAUCAAUUAAUUAAGCAUGAAGAUAGGGCAAAAAAAUUUCAAUUAUAAACUGUAAGAAUGAUUUAGACAAAAAAAAUAGUGAAUUGAAAAAUUAGCAUGCAUCAAAGAGCAUUUAACGAUAGUAAGAACUGUACUUAAAUGUUGAGUGUUUGACUGUAAAAAAAAAUUCUUAGGAUGAAGAAAACGAGAAUUUUAUUUUAGAUUUCCGAAAAAUAUAUUGCCAACUUUUGUUUGUUUCUCUUGUGGAAAACUGAUAAUUGAGCAUGAGUGUGAGUGUAAUUUUGAUAGCAAAGAGCACGAAGGUAAAAACGAGGAACACAAGAAAAGAAGAACACCAAAGAGAGUAACAUAAAAUUGUAUGUCCAUGUCAGUAUUAUACAUUAUACAUAUUUAAUAAUAAUAAUUGCCAUGAAGAUAGUGGUGGAGUAGAAGGAAAAUGGUGAAAACUUGCUGUACCUGUUGCAUACAAAGUGUGUCAUUUAAUUACCCCCUCCCCUUCAAGACAGAGAGCAAAGAAAGAAAAGGAAAUUACACCAAAAUAGCCAUCUUCAGUCUUACUCUAUCUCUUCAGUACUUUCCAUUUCCCGUCGCAAAACCCCCACAGAAAUGUCUCCCAUGAGAAUAGAAUAGAAGAAGCAGUGGGAAUUGUUUCGCAAGAAGUGCAGUGGCAAAAAAACAUGGCUGAAAAAGAACUGUGAAAAUAUCACUGAACCUCAGAGAUUGUUGAUGAAGAAGAUAUUUUAGCAAACCAAAAGAAGAAAUCAUCCAAAGAGAGAUAUUUGUUGAAAACAUAUCCUGUUGAAUAGAACAAAUUUAUGAUGAAGAAUUUAUCAGAGUAUUUUUUAUAUAAGAUGCCAUACACAAGUUACCGUGACAUUUAUUUAAUGUGAAAUAUGGUGGUUUCCAUCCAAAUUGCUUAUCAAUCUCGCCUAUCUGCAAGCGUGUUUGCUGCGCGCCUCUUGCAAAGUUCUCCAAAGCAUUUUUUGGGAAAACGCAUUCAGUGAAAAUGGUGAAAAGAGACACGCGCAGAGUCACGCUUCGUGAUACUCGAGUGCAAUGUGCUAUAACAGUAUGAAGUCGAUGUCGCAGGCAAAAUAAGAAACACCUUCUGAAUAUAAAUAUAGUUAAAUUACAAUGUGUAAAGUACGAGCAUAGAUUAUGUGAAAAUCCUACAAUAUAAGACACAAUAUGGGAGAUGAAGAUGGAGAAGAAAAAAGGCGCGCGAGAUCGUGUGAGGAGAGGAAAAAGAAGUGGGAAUGAAGAGCAUUGGACGAUGUUAACUGUUAACUGGAGAAAAUGCGAAGAACAUAGGAGAGAAUCACUCUAGUAAUUUUAUUGUAAAUCGAAGAACAAUAAGAAUGAAAUUAU